CGUGUACAGCUGAGAUCUUCGCGAGAGCCGCCUGAAAAAGUAGCCUGUGUGUCUUUGCAUGACUGUGCGUCUGUAUAGUGGAGCCUCCCUGCUUGUGUACACUAGAGUGUGUGUGUGUGUGUGUGUGUGUGUGUGUUUUGCCUGUGUGUAUGUGGCUGUAUAUGUGUGUAUUUUGCCUGUGUGUAUGUGAAUGCCUGGGUGUGUGUGUGUGUGUGCCUGUGUGUGUGUGUGUGUGUGUGUGUGUGUGUGCGCGCCGGGUCUGAGUGCUUAGGUCUGUGUGGGAAUGAUUACAUCAGCCUGCUGCAGCCUUAUGAUUGGUCGGUGAGCGUGUGGUUUGAUUCACUGUGCCUGGGAGCCCGUGGCUGAGGCUGUAACCCUUUGUGAGGGAGGGAGGGAGGGAGGGAGGGGAGGGAGAGAGACACAACAGACACACAGAGCGAGGGGGAAAGAGAGAGAGAGAGAGCGAGAGAGAGAGAGAGAGGAAUAGAAACAGAGACUAGAGCGAGGGAGAGAGAGUGGGAGAAAGACAGAGUUGUCAGACACAACCGGCACAAGGAGCUCUGUGCUGUACUGUACCCGAGCCACCGGUAGCCACCGCUCCUCUCUUUCCAGCUGACACUUUGGGCUGUCUCGUUUCGCGUCGGAACCGGUUUCCAGGUCACACAGCGCAGCCGGCGCGCCAACACACAGAGUGCCUCCGAGGAGGUUGAGAGGACCUUACUCCAGGCUAUGUGUGACAGGUAGCAUCGCUGCUGCUGCUGCUGUCAGGUGCCUGCGUUGCUUCCCGUCCUCCCUCCAACCAGACUGGAUUUAUAUUGAGUCUUUUUCCUUCCUCUGUUGGCUGGUGUCAGCGUGGAAGGAAGUGGGCUGCGCAGGGGGGGGGGGGGUCCUGUCUUAGCAACUGUGUGAGUGUGCGUGGGGGAAAAGGGAGCUCGCUCCAGCAAGAGAAAGAUUACAGAAAAUGCCUUCAUGUUCUCCUGACUGCUGCCUUUUGCCGGCAGUUGAGAAAGCCGAUGUCACUCAGAAAUAUGAAGUACUGGAAGAAUCAGAUAUGUUGAUCGUGAAGAUCUUCAGCGAGGACGGCGUGGGCAAAGUGGUGGAGACCCCGGCCGACAUGACGGCCAGGGACCUGUGCCAGCUCCUGGUGUAUAAGAGCCAUUGUGUGGACGACAACAGUUGGGCGCUUGUUGAGCACCACCCCCUACUGGGCCUAGGUAAGUGGCAGUCACCCCCACCCCCCCACCCCCUUGUUGAACCGAGCAAGUUAACUGUGUUAAGGGUAAAAAAACGUUUCAUCACUGGUUUUAUGACUCGAGACACAAAAACGGGCAUCAGAAGCUUUUCUACCUCAGGGCAUGGAGCUAAAAUAGUUUUUUUUUUUCAGAAUUUGUUGGCGGCAAGCAGCUACCCAGAGAUCCAGGGCCAUCUGUACGUGAAGGAGGUGGGGAGGAAGUCGUGGAAGAAGCUCUACAUGUUCCUGCGGCGCUCAGGCCUCUACUGCUCCACGAAAGGAACCUCAAAGGAGCCGAGGCAUCUCCAGUUACUGGCAGACCUGGAGGACAGCAACAUCUUCACCGUGGUCCCGGCGAAGAAGCAGCACGCCACGCCCACGGACUACGAGUUCUGCAUCAAGGCCAACAAAGGCAGGGCGGAGCUGAAAGAACUGAGGAUACUGUGUGCCGAGGACGAACAGAGUCGUACCUGCUGGAUGACCGCCUUCAGACUCUUUAAGUACGGAAUCAUUUUGUACCAGAACUAUAAGAUUCCCCAACAGAGGAAAACUUUGCUAUCACACUUCUCAGCCCCAGUGCGGAGUGUGUCGGAAAACUCCCUGGUGGCCAUGGACUUCUCAGGGAGAAUAGGCAGGGUGAUCAAGAACCCUCUAGAAGCUCAAAGCGCCGCCAUGGAAGAGGGACACGCAUGGAGGAAGAGGAGUCAACGAUUGAACGUGCUGGGCUGCCACAGUCCUCUCCACCACUCUUCACUAAGCUCAGUGAUCCACGUGGCGCAGCUGUGGUUCCACGGCCGGAUAACCAGGGAGGAGUCGCACCGCAUCAUCCACCAGCAGGGACAAGUGGACGGGUUGUUUCUGCUGAGGGUCAGUCAGAGCAACCCCAAGGCGUUUGUACUCACACUGUGCCAUCAUCAGAAAAUCAAACAUUUCCAGAUACUACCGUGUGAAGAGGACGGACAGAUCUUCUUCAGCCUUGACGACGGCUCGACCAAGUUCACUGACCUGAUCCAGUUGGUGGAGUUCUACCAGCUCAACAAAGGGGUGUUGCCUUGCAAACUGAGACACCCGUGCACCUUUGUGGCCUUAUGACCUCUCCCAACGCCCUGACACAUCCCCCACCACCGCUCACAACGUCAUUUUUCCCUCUUGUUUUGUGUCGGUUUUUUCGUAUACAUUUUUCUCGUCUGGAGAAGCGGGUGAAUGAACUGAUGCUUCCGUUUGUUGUUUUUCUUGAUAUUUUUUAUGACGGACUCUGCUGGAGACUGCUGAGCUAAUUUCGGGUGGUUUUGUGGGUUGGUCGUUACGGUUGGAUGGACAAAUCAAGGCGCUCAACACAUCCAAUCAGGUGCAAGGAAAACGAACAGGAACGCAAGGAGCUUUUAUGGACAUAAUGGACAAGAUGAAUCUGCCAUUUUAUUUUAUUUUGUUUAAAUGCUGUCACAUAAUCGUUCAAUCCCCCAUAAAUACAAUCAACCAAUUAACUGGUCACUCGCAAUUAGGCAUUGUGUUGCCACUGCGAACACAGGUUUAUCUGUUAACUGAACAAUCAGCAGGUUGCUGUUUUCUUCUGUAACAUUAUUUUUUUAAUCCCACCACCGAUGGAUGUUAAUGUUUAGCAUCAUUUAGCAUAUCUCUUAUUUGCACUCCUUAAUCUAGAGCAUGCUUUUUGACAUCACUCAUGGCUGUAUCUAUCCUCGGUCCUGUUACCGGCAAGUCACUUGAUAGCACCGUACAACAUCGCCCUCUGAGGUCCAAUGCAUAGUAAGGACAUGCAAGAUCUAUUUUACAACGGGGAAAACCUAGAGGUUUUGGUGUCAUUGAAGUUAUGCCAUUUUAAUCCCUGCCGAGGUCCGUAACCCUCACGAGAGGAUGAAUGCGUGACAAGUUUUGAAACCAUUUAUAAUAUCACACAAACCUGAAAAAGGGAACAUGGACAACAGCAGUGUACAAUAAGAGGUGUUAUUUGAUCAAGAUCUUAAAAGUGCUCAUAGUGGUUCACCUUCAAAGAUGAUUGCUCCGACCACACAGGAUGUUUUUCUGCCACUGCUUAUUCUUGCUUGUCUUUCCGUUGUUUUGCGUCUCAUUGUCACUCUGUAGGCUUUCUGUUUACGUGAUGGGCUACCAAGAUCAGCCGCCAUUCUACAUUGGUUUACUGCACAGCUCAUGUUCCCUGAGAUAACAAAUAACAGGGCCUUAAGUCUUCCACAUCGCCCGUUCACAAGAAAAUGGUAGAGCAUUUUAUUCAGGUUAUUUCAACACCGUGAUAAAGCUAGUUAUUUUUUCGUUCUUCUGUCAAUACCAAGAUACCUCUGUUAUGCAUUGUGAUGUUAUACAGUCAAACAAGGUCACUCUAUGAGGUUUGGCUUGAAGUGCAGUGGAUUUUCCUCAAGGUAUUAAGUAAACCAAUAUUUAGCCUUGCUGGUUACUGUUAAGCCCCAGGCUGACCAGGAAGGAUAACCACUAGAUUUCCCUUUUUGUAAAAGGUUAACCCAAUGCUCCAAGUGUAACUCGGUGGAGUUGAAUAACCGAGGAGGACUGGGAAUACUGUCUCCGCCCAUCGUUCCACUCUAUUAACACCAUGCCAUUGUUGUUAGUAGCGCUUUCCCCCUUCAGAGAACACAGAAGAACUUUGAACUAUUAGAAGUACAACUGGAUCCAUGUCCAACUUGAUUAAGACAACCGUAUACUUAAAGUCAUUAGUCAACCAGAUUUAUUUUUAUUGGAGUUUUGAGCCAAUGUCCAUCUAGGGAACUCGAGUAACAAAAAAAAGGAUAAUGUGACAAAUUAAUCGUCUCUGACACCAUGGGAGUGCACUGGAAUGUAGUCAAAAGGGCAAUGCCAUACACAUUACACUUUAUCAUGACUCUGUUUAUUAGAAUCAGUGAAGGUGUUUCAUUUGCCCAAAUCUUUUUUGUGAGACUUUGACUGUAGCCCAAACUUGCAUUUCUAUAUAAACACCUUCAUAACUUAUAAUACAUCAUAAUUAUUGCUAUACGUCUUUUUAAUUAAUUUAGUUAUAUACAUCAUGUUGCACUUUAUAUCAUAUUUAAUGGAGCGGUUAUUGAUAAUGCCUUCAGCCAUUGUAAGCUGCAAGUAACUCUUACAAUGCAUUAAUCACUUGUUAUCAUGUAUUAUGAAGGUAUUUAUAGAUUAUUGUAGGUAUGGCCUCACAAAAAGUCACACCUUGUUCAUACCCUUGGUUUGGUCCGUUAACAAACAUAAUCAUACAUUAUACAUCCUUGUUCUUCCCACAGGAUACUAUGUUGGUGUAGUUCAAACUCGCUGUACAGCCUGAUAUAAACCAAUACUGAAUAUCCAUGUAGAAUUUGGGCCCUACACGGUAGUACAGAACUACAAUUACAUAGUACCUUGUGCUUGGCUUGUUAAUGCAAAGAUAAUUUCAUAUAUCUAUCUACUGCUGAUGAUUUUUAUUCAACAAAGCCUUUUAGAAAAUAUAUCCUGGUUAAAGAUUUGGCAUUAUCAGUUUUGAAUCAGAUGAAUUUAUCUUUUAACAGAGUGGUCAACCCAAAUUGCCAUUACAUAGCAAAACAAAAUAUAAAAUCGGUCUUAAUUACAAAUGUUAAUUUACAUGUCGUAAUUCUACAAAAUAAUUUACAUAACUCACCUGUUAUUGAGUAUAGUGUGUUAAAAUUGCACCAGAUUGGUUUCCCAUCAUAACAGGUGGUUUUGUAUGUGUUUUUCACGGUUUUAUUUUCCCUGUGAUGCAACAUUAAGAAAGAUUCUUCACUUUGUUUGAUUUGUUAAACAGUCCACGGGUUCUCUUAAGCUAUAUAGAUAUGUUGUGUCACUAUUAUUUAACUCAAAUGUAAUGAAUCAAAUCAGUUUAAAGUAAGUAUUGUUUCAGCGACGUUUAUUUAUUUUUCAUUAAUAGUGAUGACUUGAACCUUUUUCUUUUCUUACAGCGUUUUUUUUUGGCCAUUGACAUGUUGUUGAUGGCCCAUACGAUUAUUAUUAUUUUUUUUAAUGUUUGUGUAUUCAAACACCAAUGUGGCAAUGUGAAGUUAUACAUACACAAAUUACAACGUUGAUUCUUUUUUCAUUUGAAAUAAAAACAAUAUAUUUUU
Molecule: messenger RNA, 5319 nt
Organism: Gadus macrocephalus (Pacific cod)
Lineage: Eukaryota; Metazoa; Chordata; Actinopteri; Gadiformes; Gadidae
Gene: grb10b
Product: growth factor receptor-bound protein 10b
Exons: 12
Coding region: 962-2323 (453 amino acids)
Biological process (GO): negative regulation of Wnt signaling pathway; negative regulation of insulin receptor signaling pathway; insulin receptor signaling pathway
Molecular function (GO): insulin receptor binding
Source: RefSeq, a predicted model, not a curated record